Molecule: messenger RNA, 1697 nt
Organism: Haemorhous mexicanus (house finch)
Lineage: Eukaryota; Metazoa; Chordata; Aves; Passeriformes; Fringillidae
Product: SH3 and multiple ankyrin repeat domains protein 1-like
Cellular component (GO): postsynaptic density; dendritic spine; postsynaptic membrane
Molecular function (GO): synaptic receptor adaptor activity; ionotropic glutamate receptor binding
Source: RefSeq, a predicted model, not a curated record
AUUUCGACCCCUCCUCGACCACGGAGAAGAAGAGGACGGUUUAUCAGAUGGCCCUCAACAAGCUGGACGAGAUUCUGGCCGCCGCCCAGCAGAGCAUCAGCGCGGGGGAGGGGCCGGGGGCGCCCCUGGGACCCCCCCUGGGCAAGGGGGGGCGCCCCCCCAAAGGCUUCUUCAGCACCGAGGGUCCCUUCGAGCGCCCCCUGCUGCCCCCGGGCCCCCCCCCGGGGCUGAUGCUGCGCCAGAAAUCCAUCGGUGCCCCGGAGGAGGAGCGGCCGUUCCUGGCGCCGCCCCCGGGCCGUUUCUCGCGCAGCCUCUCGGUGCCCGGCUCGGACGAGAUCCCCCCUCCCCCCACCACCUCCCCCCCCGAGCCCCCCUACUCCGCCCCUGCCCCCCCCAGCCCUCGCCACGCCCCCCCGGGGGGUCCGGCCAAGCCGCUGCGGCGCAAGGGGCCGCUGGUGAAGCAAACCAAGGUGGAGGGGGAGGGGGGCGGUGGGGGAGGGGCGGGGGGCGGGGACAAGAGCUCUAUCGCGAUACCCACGAUAGUGGUCAAGGCGCCCUCCACCUCCAGCUCGGGCCGCAGCAGCCGCGGGAGCAGCGUGGAGGCCGAGGGGGGGGCUGGGGGAGGGGGAGGGGCGGCGGCGACCCCCGAGGUGGGGGUGGGGGUGGGGGGAGGGGGAGGGGGAGGAGGGGUCUCUCCCUGCGCCCCUCCCCCCCCGCAGGGUUUGGAUUUCACCUCGCAGUUCGGGGCGGCGCUGGUGGGGGCGGGGCGGAGGGAGUGGGGGGCGGGGCGGCGCUCGGCGCUCUUCCUCAGCACCGAGGAGGAUGAGGAGGGUGGGGGAGGGGCUCCGGGAGGGGGGGGGGUUGGGCCCUCCCCCCGCCAGCCGCGCUUACGUCACUCCAAAAGCAUCGACGAGGGGAUGUUCGCGGCCGCUGGGGGAGGGGCGGGGCCCGCCCCCUCGGUGGACGCGGACGAGGAGCUGCUGCUGGCCGAGCCCCUCCCCCCGCCCCUGGAGUUCGCCAACAGCUUCGAGACCCCUCCCCCUCCCCUCCCCCCCCUCGCGCGACGGCGCAGCGAGGGGGGAUGGGCGCGCCCUGGAGCCGCGCGGGACUCGAGGGAGGAUUCGCGGGGAGGCACAGGCUCACGGACUCCACCCGCCCCUCCCCCCCCCUCCUCCGCCACCACCAAGCCCCUCCCCCCGACCUCCGCCCUCUUCCCCCAUUGGCCGCCUCCCCCUCCCAAACCCUCGGUGGGCGUGGCCGUGGGCGGCGACCUGGACGUGCGCCCGCCCCUCCGCCGCGCGCCCAGCCCCGCCCCUCCCCCCUCGGAGCGCCGCGGCAGCCCCGCCCCCCGCCCCGCCUCGCUGCCCACCUUACCUGCCGCUCACCUGUACGGCGGCGCCGCCGCUUACCUGGAGCUCCGCUCGCUCUCCCCGCCCCGCGCCGCCGCCGCCGCCGCCGCCGGCCCCGCCCCCCCGAAGCCUUUUGGGGCCAAACCUUUGGCUUUUUGGAGCAAGUUCGACGUGGCCGACUGGCUGGAGUCGCUGAACCUGGGCGAGCACCGCGCGCGCUUCCUGCACAACGAGAUCGACGGCACGCACCUGCCCGCGCUCACCAAGGAGGAUUACAUCGACCUGGGCGUGACGCGCGUCGGGCACCGCAUGAACAUCGACCGCCUGCGCCUCUUCCUCGAGAGGUGA